UGGAGUCAUGGACCGAUGCACUAACUGCAAUCGGCCUUUUAUAUCUGUAAGAACCGAACGGAUCAUAACUGUAAUAACCCGAAUCGCCUGAAAACUGAAAUCAUAGCGGGUAUUGCAAGUAACGAACUAAACUAUUAAAAAGACACACACACACACACAAAAAAAAAAAAAAAAAGUACAAUCAGUUACAGUUCGACUCUACGAAAGAACAGAACAGCUGAUAUGAGGUUUUAAUUUGAUGUGGUAAGUUGGGAAUUUAUCAUGGCUGGAUUGGAGGAAUUAAGAAAGAAGCUCACGCCGUUAUUUGAUGCUGAGAAGGGCUUCUCUGCUGGGUCAACCUUGGACCCAAGUGAUUCUUAUAUGUUGUCAGGUGGUGGAACUGUUAACUUAUUGAGCAGAUCAUAUGGAGUUUACAACAUAAAUGAGCUGGGAUUGCAAAAAUGCAGUUCUUCACCAGUAGAUGAAACAGAUCAUAGUGAGAAAACUUAUCGAUGUGCCUCUCAUGAGAUGAGAAUUUUUGGGGCAAUAGGUAGCGGUGCUAGCAGUGUUGUUCAGAGAGCUAUUCAUAUUCCUACACAUAGAAUUAUUGCUCUGAAGAAAAUUAAUAUUUUUGAAAAGGAGAAAAGACAGCAGCUCCUUACUGAGAUUCGGACGCUCUGUGAGGCACCUUGUAAUGAAGGUCUUGUGGAAUUUCAUGGAGCAUUUUAUACUCCUGAUUCUGGCCAAAUAAGCAUAGCUUUAGAAUACAUGAAUGGAGGGUCAUUGGCAGAUAUUUUACGAGUGCAGAAAAGGAUACCAGAACCAGUGCUUUCACAUAUGUUUCAAAAGCUUCUGCAUGGACUAGGCUACUUGCACGGAGUUAGAUAUCUAGUUCACAGAGACAUUAAACCAGCAAAUAUGCUUGUAAAUCUCAAGGGGGAGCCUAAAAUAACAGAUUUUGGCAUAAGUGCUGGCCUGGAGAAUUCAGUGGCAAUGUGUGCUACUUUUGUCGGGACUGUAACAUACAUGUCACCUGAGCGAAUUCGAAAUGAGAGUUAUUCUUAUCCAGCUGAUAUUUGGAGCCUUGGUCUCGCUCUCUUUGAGUGUGGCACAGGCGAGUUUCCAUACGCAGCUAAUGACGGACCUGUCAACCUUAUGUUACAGAUCUUGGAAGAUCCAUCACCAUCACCAUCCAAACAAAUUUUUUCUCCAGAGUUCUGCUCUUUCGUUGAUGCUUGCCUGCAGAAGGAUCCAGAUGCUAGGCCAACAGCAGACCAGCUUCUUUCACACCCAUUUAUUUCCAAGUAUGUGCACACAAGUGUAGACCUGGCAGCAUUUGUCCGAAAUGUUUUUGAUCCAAUGCAAAGAUUGAAGGAUUUGGCAGAUAUGCUGACAAUGCACUAUUACUUACUGUUUGAUGGACCGGAUGAGCUUUGGCAGCACACAAAGACACUAUACAAGGAAGGCUCAACUUUUAGUUUCUCUGGGAAACAAUCUGUUGGUCCUAAAGAUAUCUUUGCAAACUUGUCAAACAUUCGGAGUACAUUAGCUGGUGAUUGGCCCCCUGAAAGACUUGUUCAUGUUGUGGAAAAACUACAAUGCCGUGCUCAUGGUCAAGAUGGAGUUGCAAUCCGUGUGUCUGGAUCAUUUAUCAUCGGAAAUCAGUUCCUAAUAUGUGGGGACGGUUUACAAGUAGAAGGAUUGCCAAAUAUUCGAGAUCUUUCAAUUGAUAUUCCCAGCAAACGAAUGGGCACAUUUCAGGAACAGUUCAUCAUGGAACCAGGAACCGUCGUUGGAUGCUACAUCAUAGCUAAACAAGAUCUUUAUAUCAUACAGUAGAAUAACUAACUAUAAGAUUCAUCUCCUCCGAGAUAUUUAACUAUUUCUACUGCAAGAGAUCUGAGAAUGUCUGUUUCGGAUUAGCACACUUGUUGACAAUUCAGUAUUUAAUACCAAGAAAUUGCAGUAUUGCCAUGUGAUUAGUGUUGCUGUGAAGUGCAACAAUACCAUGUUAGGCAAGGUAGUUAUCAUCUUUGGCUAAACUUCAAAAUAACAUGUGUGUUAAUAAUUGUAUAGUAUCUCACUCUGUAAGUCUUCCAGUUCCCAGCCAGGUAGGUGGUCAUACCCCAUAACCAUUUGGCUUUUUUGCUACAAUCUGAUGUAUCUGGCCUUUAAAGGUUUUGAAUGAAGAUUAUUCUGACCUUUUGAUAAAAAAAAUAUUUUAAAAAAAAGUUCACAAUCA
Ricinus communis (castor bean) is the source of this 2221-nucleotide messenger RNA. RefSeq names its product mitogen-activated protein kinase kinase 3. Bases 262 to 1818 code for a protein of 518 amino acids. Gene Ontology annotation, molecular function: ATP binding; MAP kinase kinase activity. The record is from RefSeq and is a predicted model, not a curated record. Lineage: Eukaryota; Viridiplantae; Streptophyta; Magnoliopsida; Malpighiales; Euphorbiaceae. The transcript has 11 exons. Gene Ontology annotation, biological process: protein phosphorylation; MAPK cascade.